AUGGCUGCUAACAAAGUUUUAACUCCAGAAUCUCAAUUAAAGAAAUCUAAGGCUAACCAAAAGACUGCCGAAGAAGUCAAGGCUGAAAGAGUCGCCAGAAAGGCCGCUAACAAGGAAAAGAGAGCUGUUAUCUUACAAAGAAACGCUGCUUAUCAAAAGGAGUACGAAACUGCUGAAAGAGCUGUUAUCGAAGCUAAGCGUGAAGCUAAGGCCACUGGUUCUUACUACGUUGAAGCUCAACAAAAGGUUGUCUUCGUCAUCAGAAUCAAGGGUAUUAACAAGAUUCCACCAAAGCCAAGAAAGGUUUUCCAAUUAUUAAGAUUGAACCAAAUCAACUCUGCUACCUUCGUUAAAGUCACCAAGGCUACCGCCGAAUUAUUAAAGUUGAUCGAACCAUACGUUGCUUACGGUUACCCAUCCUACUCUACUGUUAGACAAUUAGUCUACAAGAGAGGUUACGGUAAGAUCAACAAACAAAGAAUCCCAUUAUCUGACAACUCCAUCGUUGAAGCUAACUUAGGUAAAUACGGUAUCUUAUCCGUUGACGAUUUAAUCCACGAAAUCCUUACCGUUGGUCCACACUUCAAGCAAGUUAACAACUUCUUAUGGCCAUUCAAGUUAUCUAACCCAUCCGGUGGUUGGGGUGUUACCAGAAAGUUCAAGCACUUUAUCCAAGGUGGUUCUUUCGGUAACCGUGAAGAAUACAUUAACCAAUUAGUUAAGGCUAUGAACUAA
Tetrapisispora phaffii CBS 4417 is the source of this 735-nucleotide messenger RNA. It is a transcript of the gene RPL7A, whose product is annotated as 60S ribosomal protein uL30. Gene Ontology annotation, molecular function: RNA binding; structural constituent of ribosome. NCBI's taxonomy places the organism in Eukaryota, Fungi, Ascomycota, Saccharomycetes, Saccharomycetales, Saccharomycetaceae. The transcript is spliced from 3 exons. Gene Ontology annotation, cellular component: cytosolic large ribosomal subunit. The record is from RefSeq and is a predicted model, not a curated record. Bases 1 to 735 code for a protein of 244 amino acids. Gene Ontology annotation, biological process: maturation of LSU-rRNA from tricistronic rRNA transcript (SSU-rRNA, 5.8S rRNA, LSU-rRNA).